AGUUCAACACUUCCUGUUCAGUGCUAGAGCAGAGCAGAACUCCUACAAAAUAGCAGCGAUUGAAUAUUCUCCUUAAAUUUUAGUUACACAUAUUUUACGACAUGGACAUAGUAAAGGACAAACAGAGCGAUGAGCUGCUAAAACGCAUCCAAAACGAACUGACGGCCAUUCUAGCGGAAGAGGCAAAAGAUCCUGAACGAAAGUUGUCGUAUGAAACACUAUUGAGGCCCAAUCCGCUGCCCAUAUUUGGUGCCGGAAAGCAAGCAAACGGGAAGCCAAAGAAGUCCGUGACAUUCCCCAAACAGCCCGCACACAAGCGGGAGGAGGGCGCAAAGUCAGCAGAGGCACGCCUCGCUAGUGGUGAUGCUCAGAAAAAGGAGUCGGAUCCAUCGACAUCAUCUUCUUCGGCGUCGCUCAAGGCUGCGCUCGAGACCGGCCAGUGGGAUGUCCCGCCCACGGAUCGCACUCUUCGAGCCGAGUUCAUGGACUCGUCGGCGGCCAAGAGCAUCGACGUAGACCUGCAGAAGGUGCAGCUAGAGCUGAAGCAAAGCUACGAGCUGUUCCAGGGCAUAGGCGAGAAGUUCCAGUCGAUCAACUUCAGCGGUCUCAAGAGCCGCAUACGCGACUUGCACCUGAACAGCUCCACCAACGAGAUGGGCAAGGUGUCCACCAAUGAGUUGCAGAAAGUGUUCGACGCCCACUACGUGAAGAAUAGCCUGGACAAAUUGACUACGGACGUGAGCCAAGGCUUCCGCCGCCACCCCGGGGAGUUUGGGGACAUUCCGGAGCUGAGUACGUUCUUCCAGGCCUGCACGCAGCUGGAGCACGGUCUGGACGCACUGAAGCAGCAGCGCCGGCGCAGCAACGAGCUGGAGAAGCGCCUCUGCUGGGCCACGGAAAUUGCAUACGAUCGCAUGGACGAGAUACGCAAUGCGGUCGGCACCAAGCCAGAAUCCAAUUUUUAAACUCCAUUUUACUCAUUCGAUGACGUUGGCCCCUGCGACAUGAUAACGUUAUGAGCAAUGUUCAUUUUGGUUCUUUAUUUUAUCAAAAAAAA
Molecule: messenger RNA, 1057 nt
Organism: Drosophila miranda
Lineage: Eukaryota; Metazoa; Arthropoda; Insecta; Diptera; Drosophilidae
Exons: 2
Coding region: 102-965 (287 amino acids)
Source: RefSeq, a predicted model, not a curated record